GCCGACCUGCCGCCGCCGCUGUUGCAUGUAUGAGUGUCCACGUCAAUAAAUAGCGGAUUAUGCCGAGUUAAAGUGCGUCUAACUUGUCCAAUGAUGGCACUCGAUGUUCUACCCGUGGAGGAUUUCCCUCGUAAAGUGAUGCCCGGAGGUGACUCCUGCACGUGCAGCGCCAAGUGCCGGAACCGCAGCAGCAGCAGCAGCAGCGUCUUCUUCCUGGGAUUAUUCACGCUGUCACUCUCCCUUCACGCCGUCACCCUGCUCUGCUACUUGGACCUGCGCUCCGAGGUCAAAAGGGAACUAAUCCACCAGAAGCGGGACUCCAUGUUGACACUCGUGGGGAGUGACUUGGCCAGCCCGGCGUCUGCGGUCCUCCCGCCCGGACCCCCGCGGCUCGACCCCGGCAGCAGCAGCAGCAGCAGCCGCGCCACAGAUGAUCCCGAGGAUAACUCACUGCAUCAAAACAGAGACUUACUAGCCACAGAAGAUAACAGGGGCAUAACUCAGAGGGCAAAAAGAAGUCCAGGAAAGCAGCUACACACAGAAUCGACAGGAAAAGAAAGAAGAAAAGAGAGGAAAAAAGGGAAAAAACGAGCAAUACCAGGCCCCCCUGGUCCUCCAGGUCCCCAGGGCCCACAAGGCCCACCGGGCAUUCCUGGUAUCCCCGGUAUCCCAGGAAGCAACGCCGUGGGUCCUGCAGGACCGCCCGGCCCCCCUGGGCCACAGGGGCCUCCAGGCGCUCAAGGCCCAGCAGGGGUUCCUGUUAGGACUGAUAGGACAAAAACAAAAGAAUUCCAGCCCGCAGUGGUCCAUUUGCAAGGGCAGGAGACAACCAUCCAAGUGAGAGAAGAUCUUUCUGAAGGCAUCCUCAGGAACUGGAAGACCGUGUCCAUCCAUCACCGUGUGUUUAAAAUGCACUCUCGCUCCGGAGAGCUUGAGGUGCUAAUGGAUGGCGUCUACUUCAUAUAUAGUCAGGUAGAAGUGUACUACCUCAACUUCACAGACAUCGCCAGCUACGAGGUGAUGGUGGAUUCCACCCCCUUCCUCUGCUGCACCUGCAGCAUCGAGACGGGCCAGCGCAAGUUCAACACCUGCUACACAGCUGGGGUGAGCCUGCUGCGUGCUGGCCAGAGGAUCUCCAUCCGUAUAGUCUAUGAGGACACGCUCAUCAGUAUGACCAACCACACCACUUUCCUCGGAAGUGUCAGACUAGGGGAGGCUCCAUCUGCUGGGCAGAAUUGAUAACUACACAAUCUUACACCUCUAUGCGUCAUGAUUAGAUGGGUGUCUAGAAGCUUGCAGCAUUGGCCUCUGAGAUCCUGCCAGGAUGGCAAUUUGCAGUGAUGAAGUUAAAAACAGUACCACAACUCUGUAGUAAGAAGGACAAUACGGACUGUUUUAGGCUUGUGCUUCCACUGAUCAAGUGCUAUUGACCGUGACGAGCUGAAUGUCUGUUUGCUCAUCAAGUAAAGUCACCUGCAUCUCUCCCUCAUUAUACCAAGGAAGGAUACUGCACACACAGGUGCUUAAUACAAACAUUUGAUCGCUGCCAAAUCAUUUUUGUAUUGCUUAAAAAAACAAGCAAUUCCAAAUUGUGAUAUUUUUAGAGUUAAUCUAACUAUAUAAAAUAGAUAGCUACUGUUGUGUAGUUUGCCAUAAAAAGGCUUUAGGGCAUUGGUCGGCAACCUUCUUCUUGUGUCCUUUAUAAAAACGCCAGACAGGGGGAGUGUGCAU
Molecule: messenger RNA, 1731 nt
Organism: Nerophis lumbriciformis (worm pipefish)
Lineage: Eukaryota; Metazoa; Chordata; Actinopteri; Syngnathiformes; Syngnathidae
Gene: eda
Product: ectodysplasin A
Biological process (GO): immune response; animal organ development
Cellular component (GO): membrane
Molecular function (GO): death receptor binding; death receptor agonist activity; tumor necrosis factor receptor binding
Source: RefSeq, a predicted model, not a curated record